AUGAGUGUUCUUCAAUGCCCGGACUCUAUUAAUGGACAAGAGCUUCAGAUAUGGAACAAUGCGGCCUUUGACAAUGGUGAAUCUGAAGACUCUGUAGCAAUUAAAGGUUCGUGGUCUGAUUUGCAAUCGGUUUACGUAAAUGAGUCCCUUGAAUCAGAUUGCAGCAAAGAGAAUUUGGAUCCUGGCUUGGCGAAAUCUCCUGUUGUUUCUUCUCUGAAAUCUUCUGUGCUCUUUAAGCCUCUUCAAAUGAAUACUUCCAUCAAGAACUCGCAACCAAAGCCAGUGAAGAGCGUUUCUAAAAUGAUGGGAUCAAAGAAUGGAUGUGAAGAAGAAGAGGAGGAAAAGCGCGAUGAGAGAAAGAUUGAUAUGGAAAUUGAGGAGAUUGAAAAGGAGAUCAGCCGCUUAACAUCAAGACUCCACGUUCUUCGUCUUGAAAAGAUCGAGUUGAAAUCGAAGGCUACAGAAAAGCGUGGAAGAAUAGUGCCGGCAAAAUUCAUGGAGCAGAAACAGAGUUUCACUAAUCUAGAGACCAUGAAAAAGAGUGACGAAAACUUACUUUCAAGCGCUAAAUCAAAGUUUAAUCGAAGAGGAGUCAGUUUAGGGCCGGCUGAGAUUUUCUCUACUGCCAAAUCAAGACAAUCUUUGGGCAAGCCAGACAUUAUCACUCCUGUUCAAUCAAUGCAAAGUCGCCGCAAAUCUUGUUUCUGGAAAUUGCAAGAAAUUGAUGAAUUGAAGGUGACAAAAGAGAGAGGAAAGAGCUCGAGUCUUAGCCCAAAAUCGCGUAAAACGGCAGCGUCCAAAAUUCAUCCUCCAAAACAAGCUAUGACAACCAUAGGAUCUAAAAAGUAUGUGAAGAGAGACGAUGGUGUGCUUUCACUUAUUCAGCCUAAGAAGCUUUUCAGAGAUGGUGAAAAAUCAGCUACAAGUAAGAAGCCUUUGAAACCUGGAAGAAUAGUUGCUAGCCGCUAUAAUAAGAUUACAAAUGGUGAUCGUAAAAGGUCUUUAGAGAAUGACAAAGAGAGUAACACGUGUGAUAAGCGGCGCGUUUCGCGUGAGCAUGUGGUUGAUUUGGGCUCAAAAUCUGAGACUAGAGCAAAGAAGAAAUGGGAAAUUCCGACUGAGGUGGUGGUUUACAAGGGAUCAUCUCCUCCGUCCAUUUCGAAAUUGGGAGAUGAAUUACCGAAGAUCAAGACCGUUCAAUGUGUUGACCAGAGUCCAAGGGAUUCUGGGGCAGCCAAAAGAGUGGCUGAAUUGGCUGGGAGGAAAUCUUACUUCUUUGGUGCUGAUGAGGAAGUGACAGAGGAGGCUACUGUUUGUCAGGCUUUGAGUUUUGAUGAAGAUAGCUUUGGGGAAUUUUAA
Molecule: messenger RNA, 1359 nt
Organism: Mangifera indica (mango)
Lineage: Eukaryota; Viridiplantae; Streptophyta; Magnoliopsida; Sapindales; Anacardiaceae
Exons: 1
Coding region: 1-1359 (452 amino acids)
Source: RefSeq, a predicted model, not a curated record